AUGUCGCGAUAUUCCAACGCCCACAAGAACCCCGCCGGCGCAGGCGAUGCCCGGCCGACAGCCAUGCAGAUCAUACGUGACGAGGGGCUGGAAGGGUUGAUGACGGAUAAGGUUUUCCUCAUCACGGGCUGUACCUCCGGCAUCGGAAUGGAGGCAGCCCGCGCUAUAGCCGCAACAGGCGCCAGGGUAUUUGUGACUGCGCGCUCGCUCGACAAGGGACAGCGUGUCUGCGGCGGCUUCAAGCCCGGUGCAGUGGAGCUUCUCCAGCUAGAUACGAGCUCGCUCUCGUCUGUGCGUGCAGCGGCAGCUACGUUCCUGAGCAAGUCUCGCAAGCUGAAUGUUCUGGUCUGUAAUGCGGGGGUCAUGCGGAUUCCGACGAGACAGGAAUCCACCGACGGGUUCGAGCUCCAGCUUGCAAUGAACUACCUUGGCCUGGUUGCUUUUCUGGCUUCUCAGGGAUAUGAUGCUCGCGUCUUCCUCGCCGGCUUUCAACGUCUCGAGCUCCGCGCACCACGAGUCUGA
Messenger RNA from Aspergillus mulundensis, 522 nucleotides. RefSeq lists its product as uncharacterized. Bases 1 to 522 code for a protein of 173 amino acids. The transcript has 2 exons. NCBI's taxonomy places the organism in Eukaryota, Fungi, Ascomycota, Eurotiomycetes, Eurotiales, Aspergillaceae. The record is from RefSeq and is a predicted model, not a curated record.